Molecule: messenger RNA, 1143 nt
Organism: Knipowitschia caucasica
Lineage: Eukaryota; Metazoa; Chordata; Actinopteri; Gobiiformes; Gobiidae
Source: the annotation of a GenBank genome assembly
AUGAAGACAGCCUCUGCUCUGAUGCUUCUGGCUCUCUGUGGCCUCGCACACACCAACUCGCUGGAGUCGUGCGAGGCCCGCUGUGAGUUCGGCACAGACUCGGACUUCUCGUGUCAGUGUAAUCCGUCGUGUGAGAAAUACGGAGACUGCUGCAACGACUACGCUCAAUUCUGCAAAUCCGCCACUUCCUGUAAAGGCCGCUGUGAUGAGGGCUACAACCAUCAGGACGAGUGCCACUGCAACUCCAAGUGCUCCCAGUACAACAACUGCUGCGACGACUACAGCGACGUGUGUGGCGCCGGUGGCAGUGCAGUGACAGAUGCAGAGAUCAAGUCUGUAUCUGAGGCUCUUUUCGCUCUGGACUCAAACAAAGCGUCCGGGUCUCAGCUCAUCAUCGACCCACAGGCCCUGAUCUCCGACUCACAGACCGGCUCCCAGAAAGACCUCGCCACAAAACCCUUGUUCCGUUACCUGGACGAGGAGGCUCUAUUCUCCAGGCCCACAUACGCCGCCCUGCUGGCCGUGCUGGACAACUACAGGCGGAUGACGGGGCAGACAGAGACGUUCAGCGAGCAGCAGCUGAACGAGCAGGACGCCUUUGUGAGACAGACCAUGUCCAACACCGAAGUGGGACGAGAGCUCUUCAUGUUCCUCUCCUCCAAAGGAGUGUAUUCGUCAGAGGAGGACUUCAUUCAGGACUUGAAGAACAUGUGGUUUGGCCUUUACUCACGCAGCAGCGGCCAACUGGACUCCAGCGGCUUCGAGCACAUCUUUGCAGGUGAAGUUAAGGGAGGAAAAGUGUCCGGUUUCCACAAUUGGAUCCAGUUUUAUCUCCUGGAGAAGAGAGGAGAGCUUAACUACUACAGCCACAGCUUCACCGGACCUUGGAGCUCGUACCCGGACGUGCUGGGGCUGCAGUUUAAGUGGGACGGGUACUUCAAGCAGGUGGGCUCGGCUGUGAUCGGCUGCAGUCCCGAGUUCGACUUCGCCCUCUACAGCCUCUGCUACAUCACACGCCCCGGGAAAAGAUGUCACUUGAGUCUCGGAGGCAAAGAGCUGAGGAUCCAGACCUACACCUGGGACAAAACCAGCUACGGAGACGGAAAGAAGUACAUCGGCUCGGCUUUCCCCGCUUCACCCUGA